GGACACUUACUGCCGCGGGCAGGGAUUUGGGGGCGGGAAAGCAGAGCGGCGCACCGCCAUCUCCGUGCGGGGCGGCCUCCGCCCACGUGGUGCGGUUCCGCGGCCAUCUUUGUGCGGGGCCGCGCUUCCGCCGGCAGCGGGGCCUCCGCAGCGGGGCCGCGGGCGAUGGAGCGGUGGGCGUGCUCGCAGCUGCGGCUGUGGCUGCUGCUGCUGUUCGUCCUGCCGCCAGUACCGGGACGCCAGAAGGAGUCAGGUUCAAAAUGGAAAGUAUUUAUUGACCAAAUUAAUAGGUCUCUGGAGAAUUAUGAACCAUGUUUAAGUCAAAACUGCAGCUGCUACCAUGGUGUCAUAGAAGAGGAUCUGACUCCUUUCCGGGGAGGUAUCUCCAGGAAGAUGAUGGCGGAGGUAGUCAGACGGAAACUAGGGACCCACUAUCAGAUCAUUAAUAAUAGAUUAUACCGAGAAAAUGACUGCAUGUUUCCCUCAAGGUGUAGUGGUGUUGAACACUUUAUUUUGGAAGUUAUCGGGCACCUCCCUGACAUGGAGAUGGUAAUCAAUGUACGAGAUUAUCCUCAGGUUCCUAAAUGGAUGGAGCCUGCCAUUCCGGUGUUCUCCUUCAGUAAAACAUCAGAGUACCAUGAUAUCAUGUAUCCUGCUUGGACAUUCUGGGAAGGUGGACCUGCUGUUUGGCCAAUUUAUCCUACGGGUCUUGGACGGUGGGACCUCUUAAGAGAAGAUCUGGUAAGGGCAGCAGCACAGUGGCCAUGGAAAAAGAAAAAUUCCACAGCAUAUUUCCGGGGAUCAAGGACAAGUCCGGAACGAGAUCCUCUCAUUCUUCUAUCUCGGAAAAACCCCAAACUUGUUGAUGCAGAAUACACCAAAAACCAGGCCUGGAAAUCUAUGAAAGAUACCUUGGGAAAGCCAGCCGCUAAGGAUGUCCACCUCGUGGAUCACUGCAAAUACAAGUACCUGUUUAAUUUUCGAGGUGUAGCUGCAAGUUUCCGGUUCAAACAUCUCUUCCUGUGUGGUUCGCUUGUUUUCCAUGUUGGUGACGAGUGGCUGGAAUUCUUCUAUUCACAGCUGAAGCCAUGGGUUCACUAUAUCCCAGUCAAAACAGAUCUCUCCAAUGUCCAGGAGCUGUUGCAAUUUGUAAAAGCAAAUGAUGAUGUAGCUCAAGAAAUUGCUGAAAGGGGAAGCCAGUUUAUUAUGAACCACUUGCAGAUGGAUGACAUCACUUGUUACUGGGAGAACCUGUUGACAGAAUACUCAAAAUUCCUGUCCUAUAAUGUAACAAGGAGGAAAGACUAUGAUCAGAUUAUUCCUAAAAUUUUGAAAACUGAACUCUAAUAGUUAUCAUUGGACCAUAAUCCUCUCUGUGGCAGCAUAUCUGAUACCCUGUGGUGAGAAGCUUACUGUGAAUGGUGCACCUACACUUUCAAUACAGUUAUCAAGCCAAAUACCUGGUUUUCCUUAUCAUGCUGCAUCCAGAUCAACUCUUGAGAAAGAUCCUCAAUGUGUAUAAUACAGAUAUGGAGCAGCUCAACGCUUUGGCUGAAUAAGGACCAGAAAUCAUGAUAUAUGGGUUUUGAAUCCAACUCUACUCCUCAUUUUCUUAGGACCAAUCACAGCUUAUGCCUCAGAUCAUCCACAUGUGUCCAUCACUGUGACACUGACUGUGUCGAUGGGAUGAUGCCCUUUGUCCCAUUAUUUGGAGCAGAAAAUGAGUCAUUUGGAACUAACGGAACUAAAACAAUUUAUCACCGCAGUUCUGCAGUUAUUCUGGGCUUGAGCUGUUGUAUGUUUUCACAUGGGAGUUGUAAAAAAUACCUGGAGAUCAUCUUCUGGAAGGUCUAAAGACUCAAAAGUUGUGCCAUGCAAUGAUGUAGGAGUUCUCUUUUGUAAAGUAUAAACUCCUUGGUACUCAGGAGGUUUCUGUAAGGCCACACAGAAAGGGGCCUAUUCCAUGAAUAAUUACUGCAAUUGAAUUUCAUGUUCCCUUUUUGUGCCUUCACACCCUUCUUUUUAUGGUCUAUAAAAUAAAAAAUACCAAAUCUCUUAA
Messenger RNA from Manis pentadactyla (Chinese pangolin), 2059 nucleotides. It is a transcript of the gene POGLUT1, whose product is annotated as protein O-glucosyltransferase 1. The coding region runs from base 166 to 1347 and encodes 393 amino acids. Lineage: Eukaryota; Metazoa; Chordata; Mammalia; Pholidota; Manidae. Gene Ontology annotation, biological process: protein O-linked glycosylation; positive regulation of Notch signaling pathway. The record is from RefSeq and is a predicted model, not a curated record. Gene Ontology annotation, cellular component: endomembrane system. Gene Ontology annotation, molecular function: UDP-glucosyltransferase activity; UDP-xylosyltransferase activity. The transcript is spliced from 11 exons.